Triticum dicoccoides is the source of this 1009-nucleotide messenger RNA. Its product is annotated as probable NADPH:quinone oxidoreductase 1. The transcript has 2 exons. Lineage: Eukaryota; Viridiplantae; Streptophyta; Magnoliopsida; Poales; Poaceae. Gene Ontology annotation, molecular function: oxidoreductase activity; FMN binding. Bases 103 to 717 code for a protein of 204 amino acids. The record is from RefSeq and is a predicted model, not a curated record. Gene Ontology annotation, cellular component: cytosol.
GACAGGACAUCAAGCACCUGAGCUCCACAUCGAUCAGUACCCACAGCCACUCCACUCUCAGCUCAGGGACUCGGUGUCAGGGCGACCCAAGACAGAAGAAUCAUGGGAUCCGUGACGGCGUCGACGAUGGCACAGCCCACCCUCCGCGUGGCCGCCUUCUGCGGCUCCCUCCGCAAGGACUCAUGGCACCGCGGCCUCAUCCGCGCCGCCGAGGAGCUGUGCGAGGAGUCCAUCCCGGGGCUGCGCAUCGACCACGUGGACAUCUCCGGCCUGCCCAUGGUCAACCCGGACCUGGAGACCGACGGCGGCGAGGGCUUCCCGCCGGCCGUCGAGGCGCUCCGCGAGAGGGUCCGCGCCGCCGACUGCUUCCUCUUCGCCUCGCCCGAGUACAACUACUCGGUCACCGCCUCCCUGAAGAACGCGCUGGACUGGGCGUCCAGGGGCAAGCGCAACUGCUGGGCGGACAGGGCGGCGGCGAUCGUGUGCGCGGGGGGCGACUUCGGCGGGGCCAGGGCGUCGCUCCACCUCCGCCAGAUCGGGGUGUUCCUCGACCUCCACUUCAUCAACAAGCCGGAGCUCCACAUCAGGGCGUUCGCGGACCCGCCCAAGUUCGACGAGGAGGGCAACCUCAUCGACGCCGUGACCAGGGAGCGGCUCAAGAAGGUUCUCCUCUCGCUCCAGGCCUUCGCGCUCAGGCUCAAACACAAGGACGAGUGACUGACUCAAGAUCAACGAUACUACUUGGCAGUUGGCACCGUAUACCGUACCUGCUGGUUAAUUUGCAUUGCAUUUUCCUUCAGCUCCGUGCACUAGUAUUCGUGGUUCCGUGAAAUCCCCUAGGAAGUGUGUGCUACUUUGUCUAAUAAAUCGCCGAAGAAUUGUUCUGUACUGUUUAACGUGUGGAAGCUUAUGUGUUUUACCGUUGCUACUAGAACGCGAGCGCGCACCACGCCCGUCUAUGUUGAGAAAACAAAAGAAAAUUAUUGAAGAAAUUGAUAUUGUCAAAACA